This is a messenger RNA of Ascochyta rabiei, 1170 nucleotides long. RefSeq lists its product as uncharacterized. NCBI's taxonomy places the organism in Eukaryota, Fungi, Ascomycota, Dothideomycetes, Pleosporales, Didymellaceae. The coding region runs from base 1 to 1170 and encodes 389 amino acids. The transcript has a single exon. The record is from RefSeq and is a predicted model, not a curated record.
AUGUCCUCAGCAUCCACCCUCGGACCUCCCUCCUACACCGACGGCACGCCCACUCUCCCCCACCGCCUUCCCUCCCCCCACCCUCUCAUGUCCACCUCACCCACCACCUCCACCUACACCGGCAGCUACAUCGACGACGGCAUCGACCUCCUCCCCGCACCAACAGCUCGCGGUUUCGGCCUCACCAAUCCCUCCUUGUACACCCCCCGAAGCGCGCACAAGGGCACUGCACCCGCGGCGUGGAACGAGCAUGUCGCCAGAGCCGUGGCAGGGGAUGUGCGGCGCAGUUUAGCGCGAUUGAGACGUGUGGGGGACGUGCAAGUUCGAGGUCUGGAAGACGAAGCGGAGAGGGAGAGGAUGGGGGUGGUGAAGGUGCAGGCGCCGGUGAAGUGGGGCACGUUUGUUAUUCGGGGGGAGCUGGGGCGGGUGAUUGUUGUUGAUGCGGAGGGAGAGUUUGAUUCUGGGGUGCAUGGUGUUGGGGGUGAUGACGUUGCCGGGAGGAAGAGGUGGGUUAGGGUUGGGAGUGGCGUUGAGGCGCUGUCGUCGACGAGGAGAUCAGAUCGUGGCGAGGGAUGGGCGGCAAUGGUGGGAGCACAGCACGAGCAUCUCCCACCUGUCGCUGAGCCAAAACUCGCCUACAGUCACAACGAUACAGUCACGAUCUCGUCCCCGGCUUCACCAACAGCCUUUCUGAUGACACGCGGCCUGAGUGGCUGGCCUUCACGCACGGUAUCUCCCAGGGCUACGUCUCCCACCGUGCCGCACGCGAUCACCUGGGCCAGUACAUCGGUCCCUCAAACACCACCCACGAACACAAAAAGGACGUCAAGAUCUCCAGCGAACUUUCCAACCAGCGAUCGAAAUGCUGGACGCUCCAGCGACGGCAGCGAUGUAGGAUGGGGCGGCAGCAAGAGCGCACCCAAUCCCGGCUGGGGCUCUGACUCCGACUGCGACGACAAAGACGAUAAGGAAAGUUGGGACGGCUUCGAGCGGCGCAAGACGGCGAGCGAGGUCAGCGUGGUGGGGAGUGUGAGUGACCGCAGCUGGCCAGGUAGUCAGGACAGCGAGAGACUGCGCAAAAGGAGCAGACCCAACAGACCCAACAGACACGCUCAACCGAACCGGGACACCAGCCAAUCCAGCAGCAAGACCCGCCGCGAAAGGAAAUAG